AGCGUAAACUUUUAAACGGUAAUGCUCUUCUUGAGAGAUUAAAUCCAGAGUUUAAGGCAAAGUAUGCCAUUAACAGCUUGCAACAUCCUCAUUUGCGAAUCAUGUCCCGUAUGCUACGGAGAAAGGUGCGUGAUGUACGCUAUCGGUGACGUACUGAUGAGAUCGACAAGUGUUUGCUCCAACUUAUCAAUCUGAAACCUUACAUUAAGAUAUUUGGCCUGGUUCUUGCUCCCUUCGUUCCUAAAUAUUUGUUUUUCUAGACAUUUCAAAUGGUUACAACAUACGGAUGUAUGUAGACAUAUUUUGAAAUCAAACUGAUUGUCCGGAUGAUGUUAUGGAUUGUCUUGAGGAAAGCUGUCAUCCACAAUCUGACCUUUGGCAAGGUUAUGCACUAAGGGCAGUUGAUAUUUUCCUUGAUUCGUUGUUGAUUUUCUGGGAGCCUCAGUUUCAUCCCUUGAUACGCGAGAGCCACAAGAAGCUACUGCUAACAAGUGCCCGUGAGUUAGCUGAAGGGUGUGCAAUUAUUCAGCCAUUGGAACCUGACCCUGAUGAUUUCUUGGCGCAUUUGCGGCCAUAUGCAUCGGUAUACUUCGAGAGUAAGAAGGAACAGUCUGGGUAUUAUACAGCUAAAAAACAAGUACGUCUGCAUGAAGAGUUUGAUAAUUAUAUGGAUAAUUAUUUGGCGACAUGCACACGGGAUGAUGCUAUUGACUUCUCUUCUUUCAUGGAAAGUGCUCGCAGAGAUGAUGAGAGUGGUCAGUUUGAAGAACUGGAUAACGAUCUUGCCAAAAUGUCCUUUGAGCGAAUGACCAAGAUUGCUAAGCGGGAACACGAAAUGAACGGUUACACUCAGAGCUUGAGAGAUCUUAAUGAUGAGGUGAAAGGUCAACUUGCAAGUUUGAUGGAUCUGCUGGAUGAAGAAGGCUUUUUCAGUAUUGAUUCUUCUUCUAUUGAUUGGGAAAAAGAAUCGUUUAAGAAAUUAUUGGAUACAUUUAAUGCUUUGACUGGGCAUUGCUUUGAUGGAUGUUAUGCAAUCCGAGCAAUAAUGGAUCUUCAAAAAUUCUUACCAAGAAAGGAUGAUGAUACAUCUCAUGACGCUGUUAAAAUGGUUGAUUUUGCAAACGAGGCGUGGAAGGGAAAUCUUGAGCAUUUUUGGAGGGACACAAGGCAUUAUGAACAUAAAUACUACGACAUGCUUAGACAACCUCUUGAGAAGGUGUUCAAAUCAAGUGAGUUUGUACCGAUGAGGCCUACGUAAUAGGAUCACAUAAAUUGCAGAUAUCUGAUUCUGGGGAAAUCAGAUCGAGCAACACAAGUUCAGGGCAGAAGAUGCUAGUAAUUUUCAUGGCACACCCUUUUUAGCUAUUUGUUCGUUUAGAGCAUCUUUUUCAUGGGGCAUUUAACAUGCUGCUCUGGGUAUGGAUUGAAUUCUGCGAAACGUUGUGUUGCUGGACGAUCACCUAAUAGCUCGGUGUUGUGUUCGCACGGAUGCCUCUGGAUUAAUUUUUGGAGUUGUGCACUUGUGCUCACUGCCCAUUCAAAUAUGUGUAUAAACCAAGGAUUAGAUUAUAUGUGUAUGGAAUUUGCAUUAUUGCAACAAAAACAAUGUCAGCGCACGUACCACCAAUACCACCAAGACAAUCACCGGCUUCACCCGGAGGCGCGUCGACAGCAGGCCCAAGAGAAUUGUGCAGCCCAACUGAAAUUUCGUUAGGCCGGAUUGGGCCUGCUGAACCCACUCGCCAGGCAGCUCGCUACUUAAGGCCACAGACGACAGAGAGAUAGGCAUCCAGAAGGAUCAGGACAGACGGCGGCUUCUCUCCCUUCCCCACCUACUUUCCUUUCUUCCCUUCCAAGAACAGCAGGGCUGGAAUGUAAUUCGAAUUCGUGCAAGUAUAUCGUGAGAUAGUGAUAGAUC
Triticum dicoccoides is the source of this 1918-nucleotide messenger RNA. RefSeq lists its product as uncharacterized. Gene Ontology annotation, molecular function: nuclear export signal receptor activity. The coding region runs from base 335 to 1258 and encodes 307 amino acids. Gene Ontology annotation, cellular component: nucleus; cytoplasm. NCBI's taxonomy places the organism in Eukaryota, Viridiplantae, Streptophyta, Magnoliopsida, Poales, Poaceae. The record is from RefSeq and is a predicted model, not a curated record. Gene Ontology annotation, biological process: ribosomal small subunit export from nucleus; protein export from nucleus; ribosomal large subunit export from nucleus. The transcript is spliced from 15 exons.